Pseudomyrmex gracilis is the source of this 1936-nucleotide messenger RNA. Its product is annotated as N(4)-(Beta-N-acetylglucosaminyl)-L-asparaginase. Gene Ontology annotation, biological process: protein deglycosylation. Gene Ontology annotation, cellular component: lysosome. The transcript has 6 exons. NCBI's taxonomy places the organism in Eukaryota, Metazoa, Arthropoda, Insecta, Hymenoptera, Formicidae. Gene Ontology annotation, molecular function: N4-(beta-N-acetylglucosaminyl)-L-asparaginase activity. The coding region runs from base 828 to 1907 and encodes 359 amino acids. The record is from RefSeq and is a predicted model, not a curated record.
GUUAAAAUAUUGUUGUCGCGCAACUUUAUUGCACGAUCUAUCACGAAAGAUCACCUGUCCUUUUCCCUAUUUUACAAUUCUUUAAAAAAACAAUCACUAUCUCGCACACAUAAUACGAAAUGAAUUGUCAGCUGUUUCGAGCUGCUUUUCGUCGAAUUAGCCGAACGGAGUCAAAACUCGGAGCCGCUGUCACGACAUGUGCUCAAGUUUCACAUGUCGUUGAACGUGCACUUGAUCUGAAUAAAAUUCGUUUACGUUGCCGCGUUGAAAUGUACAUUUCAACGAUGCAACGUUACGUAAAUUAAAUGUGUGUUUACAAAUACAAGAGAGAGUGACACUCUUUUCAAAAACUACUCAAUAAUCCAUUCCGCAAGUAUACUUAUAUUUAAUGCUUCCUGAUUACAUGUGUGACCUGUGUGACUUCAUUAUAUGUGUGCAUAUAAUUAACAACACGAUAUUUUCGAGUCGUCACGUUUCAGAUCAAGCGAUUAAAAAAAUAACAGAAAACUAAUAACGCAGACAAUUUUUUAUUCACUUAUUUAUUUGUAUUUUGCACGUACAAUAACACGUACGCACGCGCGUUUUGUGCUGUUUUGUUUAUAGAUAAAACAUCGCAAAUCGGAUCGAAUGUGUUUACGGAUUAGGUACGCGGUUCGAUGAACCCAACUGCAAAUCAUUGGUCGCGACUAUGACAUUCCGUACAAUUGAACUGCAAAUAUCUAUUCGAGAACAAUAUGUAAAAACUGCUUGAGAUAAGAUUAGCGCACGGAAUUCCUCGUUGCGAGUUAGCAACAGCAAAUCAUCACGUUGAAAUCGCCGGCGCGAACAUGAAGUUCGCUUCCUUCUUAAGGAUCUGGCUACUUUUUGGAGCUUGUUUGCUAAUCCACGCGAGCGAGAAACAAAAUGUUGAUACUUUCAAUAAUAGCUUUCCUGUGAUAGUGAUCACUUGGUCUUAUAAAUCCGCAACAGAGAAAGCGUGGGAUGUGAUAAAUAAUGAAAAGAAGAGCGCUGUAGAUGCGAUAGAAGAAGGAUGCUCGCUGUGCGAAGAACAGCAAUGCAGGAAGACAGUGGGAUUUGGUGGUAGUCCAGACGAAACUGGAGAAACCGCAUUGGAUGCAAUGAUUAUGGAUGGAUUUAUGAUGGAUGUGGGCGCAGUAGGAGGACUGAGGAACAUAAAGAGCGCCGUUUCAGUCGCUCGCAAGGUGCUGGAGAACACUCAGCAUUCUUUAUUGGGCGGAGACUUGGCCUCGGAUUUUGCCGUGAAGAUGGGUUUCAAGAAAGAAUCCCUUCAGACAAAUGAGUCCAAGCAAAUGUGGAUGCAAUGGAAAGCGAAUAAAUGCCAACCGAAUUUUUGGAAGAAUGUCGUACCAAAUCCGACAACAAGCUGCGGUCCUUAUCGUCCGAAGGAUGUAAAAGAGAACAGUGAUGACGAUAUGGAAAGUGAGAUAACUGGAAGUGAAGAAAAUCACGAUACAAUCGGAAUGCUCGCGAUAGAUUCGCAGGGUCGUAUCGCAGCCGGCACGUCCACAAACGGCGCCAACCACAAGAUACCAGGCCGCAUCGGGGAUUCGCCAAUUCCCGGGGCUGGCGCGUACGCCGAUCAAGAAGCUGGUGCGGCAGCCGGUACUGGCGACGGAGAUAUCAUGAUGCGAUUUCUCCCAAGCUUCUUGGCGGUGGAGGAAAUGCGCAAUGGAGCGGAGCCAAAUGCAGCCGCCAGAACGGCGAUUAACAGAAUCGCUCAGCAUUAUCCUAAAUUUUUUGGUGCAGUAAUUACGGUGAAUAAGAAAGGGCAAUAUGGAGCGGCGUGUAACGGGAUGCUCAAGUUCGAAUAUUGGGCCGCAAGUCCCAUUUUGGGAGGACCUAAACUGCAAUCGAUUUCAUGUAGCAAUUAUAACAAACCAAUGUAAAGAUGAAAUAAAGAUGAAAAGUGUUAAUA